GCCACUUCCGCCUUUGGUCACAUGACUGGCCGCUCUGCUUCUCCGUCAGCCAAUCAGCGGCCAGCUUUCCGCGUGACCUUCGUCCCGGCGGUGUCCCGUCAAGAUGGCGCUGUCCAUGGCCGGCUGCCGCGGGUUGCUCUGGCGCCUCGGGCCCGGCCCCGCCGCAGGCCUCAGCCGCUCCCGGCGGGAGCUGAGGCUCCCGGGGCGCUGCCUCUCCACAAAGGCCGGCUCCAGGUCCGUCCUGGCCGCCCUGGUCUCCACGGCGAAGCGCAUCAACAGGAGGUACGAGAGGUUCCUGGAGCGCACGUUCCCCCGGUUCUAUGUGCUCCACUCCACGUUCACCAGAGGGAUCCAAGCGCUCUUCUUGGAAGUGAAAGAGAUCCGAGACAUCCGCUCCCGAAUGGCCCGACAGAGGCUGAGCGUGCAGCAGCUGCCGUACCGGGACAUGGAGCGCCUGCGGCAGUUCCGGAGGGACCUGAUCAAGGCCGUUCCCAUUGGAAUCAUCGCCAUCCCGCCCUUCGCCAACUUCUUGGUCAUCAUCCUCAUGUAUUUCUUCCCACGGCAGCUCCUGAUCCGUCACUUCUGGACCCCCCAGCAGCAGGUUGAGUUCCUGGCCACCUACGACGCCAUCCGCAGGGAUUCCUACCCGGCUGUGCUGGAGAGCUUGGCACGGGCAGCGCGAUCCCUGCCUGAGCCGCAGCUCCAAUCCCGCCUGCAGCAGCUCUGCUCCGAGGUGCAGCGUGGCUCCCAGCCCCGCGUGGCCGAGCUCUGCGCACUGAGAGGGGCGUUCUCGGGCCCUGGGCUGGCUCUGAACCAGCUCCAGCUCUGCCAUGUGAAAGCCCUGAGCCGGGUCCUGUUCCUCACCCCACACUUGCCGGCCCCCAUCCUGCGGCAUCGCCUGCGGAGCCACGUGCUGGAGAUCCGGCAGCUGGACCGGGCCCUGCAGCGCCUGAGCCUGGGGCAGCUCCGUGAGGAGGAGCUCAGAGCGGCCUGUUACCUCCGGGGCCUGCACUCCGCUCCGCUGGACGCGGCCUCGUGCAGAGCGUGGCUGGAGCAGUGGCUGGGGCUCUCCUGCAGGCUGGAAGCCUCCGAAGCCUCGCUCCUGGCCCACAGCAUGGUCCUGCUGUCCCUCAACUACGUCAGGCCCAAGGAGUGAAGGGGGAGCCCGCGUCCUCCCAGCCCUGCCGCUUCCCAGCCUGGUGCUGCCCAAAACCCACCCUGGGGGUUGAACCCCCCCUGCCCCGAGCUGCUGCCAUGGGGUAAGGACACGGCUCCCCCCUCCUGUCCUGGCUCUGCUCUUCCCCUUCGUGCUGUGGGGCUCAGCCCCAGCCUGGGACCCUUCAAGCCCAGGAGGGGAGAAGCUGCCCACGGGCCUGCCCUUGGGGUCUGCCAGCAGCGGGUUCUGCUCAGCCUCGUGCGGAGGCUCCUGCUCGAGCUCCUUCCCUGCUCCGAGAACUCUGGGAUACAGAAAGGUCCCCGAGGGAUGGAGCAGAGACCAAGCCCCUGCGUCCCGGGAGCAGCGGCGAAAGGGGCUCCUGUGCUUUGUGCUGCUGCCUCCUGCGCAGAGGCGGCUUUGGGGACUCUGAGGCAGCUCCCCGCUGCCUUCUGGGGUUCAAGGCCCCCUCCCUGCAUGAGAACCCCCCAACACCCCCCUGUGAGUGACCCCAACCCAGUGCCCAAGUGCUUGAUUAAAGCCCUACUCAAGCCGG
Pezoporus flaviventris is the source of this 1709-nucleotide messenger RNA. It is a transcript of the gene LETMD1, whose product is annotated as LETM1 domain containing 1. Lineage: Eukaryota; Metazoa; Chordata; Aves; Psittaciformes; Psittacidae. Gene Ontology annotation, cellular component: mitochondrial inner membrane. Gene Ontology annotation, molecular function: ribosome binding. The record is from RefSeq and is a predicted model, not a curated record. The transcript is spliced from 9 exons. Bases 104 to 1156 code for a protein of 350 amino acids. Gene Ontology annotation, biological process: intracellular monoatomic cation homeostasis.